This is a messenger RNA of Fukomys damarensis (Damara mole-rat), 4470 nucleotides long. It is a transcript of the gene Trpc5os, whose product is annotated as TRPC5 opposite strand. The transcript is spliced from 6 exons. The record is from RefSeq and is a predicted model, not a curated record. Lineage: Eukaryota; Metazoa; Chordata; Mammalia; Rodentia; Bathyergidae. The coding region runs from base 770 to 1105 and encodes 111 amino acids.
UCUUGCCCUAAGAUGGCGGCGGUGAUGGCUGCCCGCUGCUAGGGUCUCGGACCGUUUGGAACUGGAAGCAGGAGUUUCCUCACACCUAUUGAGUCCUGAACACCUUCGUUGUCCGCGCCAAGCCUCUGUCCCGGAAUUACAAACAGAGGUCCACCACGCAGGACUGGAUUUGGUGUCAUAUCCAAAAACCAAUCACCAAGCUUGAGGUCACACUAAGUGUGAAGGUGGCUCUAAGUUCCAGAAGACUGUGAGAGAUUUCAUUCUGCCUCUCCUGUCCAGGUGCCUGCCUAAAACUCAACUCAUUUCAGGAGUGUUCCCAAUCUAUUUGAUAGCAGAAGAACAGAUAGCAUUUUACAGACAUAACUUUGAUCUUCUCAUCCAUCUUGGCUCUAUCAUAGAGAUUUUCAGGAGAUACAAGUAAACUACCCGUGUUCCUUUGUUCUCAAAUUCCCUAACAAAAGAUAAAGACCAUGAGAAAUUCAAAGGUCUGCUUUGCUGUUUUCUCUUGGCUGUGACAUUCUGAUGGUCAUUAUAAUAACAGUUUACCACUAGUACAAACAAAAGUACUAUUUGUAUAUUUUGUGAGAGGUUCACCAAUACCAUCCAAAAGUUCUGAUCUUCUGUACUUGAUCACCCUCAUAUUUAUGUCAACAUCUUCACUUCUCAUCUAAACCAACGAAAGAACAGUUGUUGAUCUCCCACAAUCUACUGUCAUCACGACCUCAUUCGCUACAGCCUUUAGUAAUACUUUAUCUGAGAGAAUUUAAGCAUGCAGACUGUGUCAGUUCCCGCACUGGUUGCUGGGCUUAUUGAUUGUAUAGCCCAGUUAACAAGAAUUGCUGAAGAGAUUUUACACUUUAUUUCACAAGGGCAGCCAUUUCCUUGUGUAGAGCAGGAUAACAGAGAAGAACAGGCAGAAGCAGAGGAGGCUCCUCCAGAGGAAGCCCCACUACCAGAUCUUGCUAAUUUCUCUGACUUAGAAUCAAUACUUUCACUAAGAGAAGAUGAUGAGCUAGUCCUUGAUGUAGAUCAAGCUUUGUUAGAUAUAGGUGAUUUAAAUGAGGAUUUACUGCCUGAUAUCAACAAUAAUACAAUAAGGGAUUAAGUCCCAGGUUUUCCUCACCAACAUGUGAAAACCGAUCAUUUCUGUUUCGAACAUAUUCUAAUUUUUUUGGACAUUAGCUGCACAUUUUCAUUGUUAAAACUUUUAGAACAAGUAAGAUUUAUUUUUCUUCCAACAAAGACUGGUUUCUUUGUUGUUAUUCAGAAAGUUCUGACUUUAGCGAUGUGGUUUUUCCAUUACUUUUUCUCCUGUUCUUCUGUUAGGAUUUCUGAUGAUAGGCACACAUAAUAGCAAAGAAAAGAAUCUCUUUCAACUUAACAAUGGACUGAAACCUUGGGGCCUGUCACAUCUGGGGACCCAAUUUCACUGUUCUACAGUGAAAAACAAAAAGGGAAUAACCCCCAGAUGAUAUUAUAGUGACUAUCUUCACAUUAACAGGACAAUUCUAGGAUAUUUGAAUUUGAAAAUAUAUAAUCCCUUACUGGAUCUUUAAGAGAAGAUUUGUCAAACAGGAUGCAAUAGUAGACUAAGGGGGAUAAUUCUGAAAGAGUAGCAUCUACCAGAUAAUAAAAGUAAAGAAGGCUAUUCAGAUAAAUGUUGCAAAGGAGAAACCCUUGAAAAAGCUGGAGCUAAGAGGUGCCAAUGUAGGACUAUCCCCACAAAUGCUGGACCACAUUGCAACUACUUUGCAGUAUUGUUUUCCAAAUAGAAAUGGCACAUUAUACCAAAUAACAAAAGAGAAGUACUAGCCUGCCUAGACAAAGCCCUACAAAGACUAUUCAGCAGUGGAAGAUGAACACCUAUCACAGAAGAGUAGAGAUGAUGGUCCACAAAGGAGAGUGAAUAGAGUCUUGUUGCAUGUAACUGAAUUUAAAAAGAAUACUUGAUAGGCUUGCUACAGUAGACAUGCUACAGCUUCAACCUAACUAUAUAUACCAGGAGCUGAAAAUGCAGUAGUUCGAGGACUCCCGCAUCAAAACAGGGAACAAAUGUGAAGGAAAUUCACUGAUUAUACUAAUUCCACACCAAAGAGUCCAUUUCACUUCUAAUUGGAAAAAUAGCUAUCCUUCAGACAGGCCCAUGGACAUUAUGGCCUGCCUUUCUAGAGACUGGUCUUUGCAUCUCAUGGCGUGGCUAACAAACUAAGUAAAUACAUAAAGUCAUACCAUUGGCAGUGCAGUGUGUAUAGAUUGUGAGGAAGUGAUAUGUAGAAGGCAAUCCACCCUGGUGUUAACCAGACCACACUGAUUAUAUUAUAUAGAGUCCUAGAGCAUAUUACCGUCAAAAGGAUUACAAUGGCAUUUAAUACAGAUGAUUUCAGGGCUAACCACAUGACAGGCUGCAUCUAAUAUAAAGUGAGGUCUGCAUACAUAGACAGUGAGCUACCUUUAAAGAUAAGUGCAGGAAUCUAGAAUAUGUAAUCAGGUCUUAUUUGGAUGAGCAGUAGUACGUGAAAUUUGAGUCAGUUUGGACAGUGACUUCCAGUGAUUUAACAAAUUUAGUAAAGUGAUAGUUAAACCCAGAAAAGCUACUAUAGAUCCUUUACAAAAAUUAGAACCUAUAGAGCCUAUUUAACAUAUUAGUAUGAACGACUUCUAGCUGUGUGGAAAGAAUGAUGAGAGUAGAUAGGGAUGGGAGAGAUUUGGAGGGGAAACAAAAGCCACGAAUGGGGAAAAUAAAACUUCCUCCCUUAAACAAUAGCUGUGAGUGUGAGUGGUUACAACCCAUAUUAGGCAGCAGAGUGUGAAACUUUGCUGCUACAAUAACUGAACAAAGUGAACCUUACUUUGCCAGUGUAUGGGGGUCUGUAGAUAACAUAGUUGUGUUCAAAAUGGCAUAUAAUUUUUGCACUGAAAAAGUAUUGUGACAAAGCCUAAAUAGAAUAGUGAGAAAACAAAAAGAAUCAACUUAGCCCUCCAUCCCAAUAGGAAUAGUUUACAAAGAUUACUGAUAGCAGUUAACAAGGAAAUCUAUACACUUAAUGAUAAUUUAGCAUCCUUACACUGAUUAAAUGUAACAAAGGUCCUGAUAAGAGUUGAAAAGAUAGAAUCUAUGCUUUAAUUAAAGCCUUAGGAGAGCCAAGGAAGAUAGAUACUCUCCAUAGGGAAUUUGGGCUUUAGGAAAUUGGUCUUUAAUUUGUCUCAAAAUAAAAUUUAAAGCAUAAAUACCUGGACAAGAUCAGGAAACAUCCAAAGAGAGACCACUAGUCUGCUAUAAAUUCUAUUUGGUGAGCAAUUUAGCUGAAAAAGACAUGUUGCUCUUCACAGAAGGAUAGCUAUCUUUCCAAGCAGAACUCUAGAAUGUGGUGUUCCUCAAAUAUGUUAGAUACUGAAGCGUAGCUCUGUCCAAGUAGAACUCUAGACAAUGGACUUUACUGAGACUGUCAAAAGUCUUAGGGUCUUAUGAUAAAACAUAAGCAGCUCUACUCACUCAAGCAGGUCAUUAAAGUAACAUUAGGAGAAAUGUGAAUCGCUACUCCAGAUCUUGAAAGAAGACUUGAACCAGCCUGCAAAACAGCUGCCAAUAUAGUCCUUAAGAGUCAAAGCAGGAAGAUGCUACCGUUUCAUUGUAUGUGGAUCUGGCCAGCCUCUUCUAUACCAGGAUUCCUGGAAAGGCUGCACUGUAAUGGCCGCUUGGGACUAGACACGCUUCAGUGUUUGUUUUGACUGUAAUUAUAUGUGUUUAAGAAUUGUUAAGAUAUAAUCCUACUCCAUUUGGAUUGUUUUAUUAAUAUUUGCUGUGUGAAACAAUUAGAAAUAGGUAAUAGUGAUAAGAAGUAAGUUUAUAAAAUAAAAUACUUAGGGAUAAGAGCUGGGGGGGUGUUUUUAGUAGAGAGUAGAACAUUAAUAAAUUUUUGAAAGUUAUGCAACCAUUUAGGGUAGAAAGCCAUUAUACAGGGUUUGUUCCUAAGCAGGUUUAUGAACCAGCCUGCUUUUGUCUUAAUGCAAAUUAACUAACCCUUAGGCACUGAUAUAAAUCUAAAUACUCAUUAGAAGAAGAAGUGUUAACUAACUUAGCCCCCUGAUUGAAUGCUGCUGAUCGAAAUCUUGAAUCUCCUCCAGGAGAAUGGAGAGAGUAGCUUGUCCUUUAUCCAAACUAGCCCUUUUCUAGAUUUUGAGAUUAGAUGCCAAAGCCAGUUCCUAUAUGGAAUGGAAGAACCAAGAGGUAGAGGGGCUUAUCCUUCUGAGACAAGCUUAAAGGUUUUAAACUCAAGGGGAAUAAGAUGGUAGAUGGCAGUUAGGGAGUAGCACAAGUCUUCAUUCGUAUGCACUUUGCCUACAUACUUGUGUCCUUAUAUGUGAUGAUUAUUUCCAGUUAUUAGAUUAUAAUUGCUUAUGGUCCUUAUUAAAUGUUGAUCCAAACCCUUUUACUGUUUUAAGAGGUUUUAACUAAUAAAAUUUCAUUGC